Penicillium odoratum is the source of this 1968-nucleotide messenger RNA. Its product is annotated as putative AP-3 adaptor complex subunit mu. The transcript is spliced from 2 exons. The record is from RefSeq and is a predicted model, not a curated record. NCBI's taxonomy places the organism in Eukaryota, Fungi, Ascomycota, Eurotiomycetes, Eurotiales, Aspergillaceae. Gene Ontology annotation, cellular component: clathrin adaptor complex; cytoplasmic vesicle. The coding region runs from base 1 to 1968 and encodes 655 amino acids. Gene Ontology annotation, biological process: intracellular protein transport; endocytosis.
AUGAGCGGCGAGAUCGAUGCUGUCUACAUAUUUGACGAGCAAAAGUAUGCGAGUGACCCCCAAAAAUGUGGAAUCUCACUGACACCCUUUUCCAGCGCCCCUCUCGUCGAACAUGUCUACCGAGCCCGCCCGCCUUCGGCCGCGGCCAUCCUGCCCCUCUACCUAGCUCAUGCUGCCCCGCGCCCUUCCUUGCUAUAUUUCCCUAGUACAAGUCCACCGGUGACAGUAUUCUCGAUAAUACAGUCAAAUUUGUUGUUCCUUGCGGUGACUGAAGUCGACACGGAGCCGCUUUUGGUGCUCGAAUUCCUGCAUCGCGUGGUGGAUGUACUCGAGGACUUUGUUGGCGCACCACUUCUAUCGACCAAGAUCCAGGCUAAUUACGAUGUCGUGGCUCAAUUGCUGCAUGAAAUGUGCGAUGGGGGAGUAGUGUGCAGUACCGAGCCCAACUCAUUGCAGGAGGUUGUCGAGGUUCCGGGGUGGAUGGGGAAGCUUCUUAGUGGAAUAAGUGUACCAGGUACUUCCACACCUACUACGAGCAAUCCUCUGAAGCAGUCACUGGCUACGGCUAGUGCAUCUCAAGGCUCCGCAAUCCCCUGGCGACGCCCCGGAGUACGGCAUACAUCCAACGAGCUAUAUGUUGAUAUCAUUGAAUCUCUUUCUGUAACUAUGGCGCCUUCUGGGAGGAUACUUUCUGCAUUGGUAUCUGGAACUAUUGCAUUCACUGCUAGGAUAUCAGGAGUUCCCGACUUGCUCUUAUCAUUAUCAGCUCCUGGAGGCCAACAGUCACUUGCUCGCAAAAUCGAUUUGCCUGUCUUCCAUCCAUGUGUCCGCCUGGCUCGUUGGCGUGAGAAGCCGGGAGAGCUCAGCUUUGUACCUCCCGAUGGCCGGUUCAUCCUGGCUGGGUAUGAAGUCGAUCUUCUUCCGAUAGACCCAGAUCUUGAUCACGCACCCAGCCAUAUGGAGAAAUUGUUCCUUCCCGCGCUUGUUGAUAUUCGCAAAUCACUGGGUCCUACCGGGGCAGAUUUCGAGGUUCGACUAACACUCAAUACCACUUUCCCUGGUCAGCCCUCUCGGCCGAUCCCCUCUCGAGGUGGAUCAGGAACAUCCACGCCAUCCUUCCUUGGUGGAGGCAGUAAUUCCAGUGGACCAGUAUUAGAGGAGGUUGUUGUCAGUGUUCCCAUCUCUAAAGCUGUGCGUCAUAUCACAGAUAUGCAGACCAGCCGUGGUGAUGCCCAGUACUCCCCGAAUACUGGGUUGCUUGAAUGGCGAGUUCCCACAGGCCGUGACGCUGGGACUGUUUCUGGUACAGCAACUCUCCGUUGCACAGUUGCAGGCUAUCCAUCGGCCGAAGACGACUUUGAUAGUUUCGAGGAGGUCGACGAAGAUGCCAACGCAAACCUUCUGCAGGGCUACUAUGAAGACCCUGCAUCCUAUGAUAACCCUUCUACCACCACUACCCGGAAGAAACGGUCAUCCGACCCCGCAAAGAAGAAGAAAAAGAAGAAGAAGGAAAAAUCGGACAAGUCGGAAAAGUCGAGCAAGAAGUCAUCCCGUUCGGCUGCUGUUCUCACCGAAGACGCAGGUGAUGCUCUGGCCGUUUCAGAAGAACCGGUCAAAACCUCUACCUCGCCUUCUCCCAACCUCUCCAGACCUCCUACCCCAACACCUCCUCCACAACCUCAAUCCCAAUCCCAGUCUCAAAACUCCUCGCAACUUCCAGCAUUCUUCGCCCCUUCCUCUGCUCCCCGUCCCGCACCCCGCAGAACCAAAGCCCAAAUCAACGCCAACCUCAUGCCGAACUCGGCAUCCAUCUCUUUCUCAGUGCGCGGCUGGCUCCCCUCUGGUAUUAAGGUGGAAAGUCUGAAUAUCGAUCAGCGCCGCAGCCGUGGUGUAGGCGAGGGUGUCAAGCCGUAUAAGGGUGUGAAGUAUCUGUGUGUGAGUCGACGCGGCGUGGAGCGGCGUUGCUAA